Messenger RNA from Paramecium pentaurelia, 1233 nucleotides. NCBI's taxonomy places the organism in Eukaryota, Ciliophora, Oligohymenophorea, Peniculida, Parameciidae. The record is from the annotation of a GenBank genome assembly.
AUGUAUAGAUUUAGUUUAUAAUCUCCCAAUCAAAUCUUAGUAACACCUGAAGGAAAUGUUUUAUUAACUGGAAUUUAUAUUAAAUAUAAAAAGGAAAUAUUUACUCUUUCUAUUUUUAAUCCUCCAGAAACUGAAGAAUUGGAUAUAGAAAAAUUAAACGUUUGGAAAUGUGGAAUAUUACUUUAUAUUUUAUUAAAAGGCUCUUUACCUAAUAAAUUUAAAUAUCUAUAUCCUUAUUCAGUGAAAGAUUCCAAUAAAUCUAUAUUAUUUGAUUCUGAAGAUCCUACAAUUCCAUUUCUAUAAAGAAAGUUAUUAAUUGAAAUGUUGAAUGAAUAACCAGAAUAAAGAUUGACUUACAAUUAGAUAUUACAUAAUUAAUGGUUAAUUGGUAAUUCAAAUAAUGUAACACCAAGGUAGGUUAUAAAUAGAGAAAUAAUCUAAUUUGACAAAUAUUUAUUAUAAUGCAUUUAACUUGAUUAAUAUUUAAAGGAAUUUAUUGAAACUUAUACCUAUCUUAAUAUAAGACAUGAAUCAAUAUUGUAAUCUUUUUCAAAAUUUGACUUACAUAAAUCAUAAAAGAUUUUACUUAAAGAUUUAAAUUAUAUAAAGUAAGUGUUAAAAAAUGAGGCUCUGAUACUCAGUAUAUUGCAUUUUAGUGAAUCUAAAAACUCUUUUAUUUAUGAAGGUAAUAUAAAUUUCUUUUAAUUUCUAGAUUGCCUUUAAUAAUGGGAAAAUGAAAUAAUUAUGUUAAAAAUUGAAAAUCUAUAACCUUGUUUUCCUAAUUAAGAAGUCAAAAAAUAACAAGUUGUUAAUUAUUUAUAACCUAAAAGAAAGAAAUAUGAAGAUGGAUUAAUAUUAAGUGAUACUUCUUAAAUGAUAAUGAAUCUAACGAAAGAUAUUUAUUAGUUUAAUGAAUUUAUUUAAGAAGUUUAGAAAGGAAUUAAAGAAAAGAUAAAAGAUUAAAUGAAUAAUUAAUAAGUUUUUAUUAAAUCAGAGGAAAUUAAAUAAGAAUUUAACGAAUUAUUAAAUUUAUUAAAAUCUGAUUAAGAAUAUUAAACUAAUAAAAUACAGUUAAAUGAGAUUAAAUAAAUUUAACAGAUUUUAGGAAAUAAUAAUUUGUUAAAUUUAGUAUUUUAAAAAGAAAUAGUUUAGCAUUUAGAAUAGUUUGAAAAAUAAGAUUAAUAAAGGAGAUACAAAUAAUUAUUAAACAAAAUGAUAAAUAAAUUAUAAUGA